This is a messenger RNA of Glycine soja, 3771 nucleotides long. RefSeq lists its product as uncharacterized. Lineage: Eukaryota; Viridiplantae; Streptophyta; Magnoliopsida; Fabales; Fabaceae. Bases 2260 to 2772 code for a protein of 170 amino acids. The transcript has 2 exons. The record is from RefSeq and is a predicted model, not a curated record.
CAAAUGCAGUUGGUUAGAUCAAAAUGAGAUAGUUGUGUCUUUAUUUUCAGAUCGAAAAUUGAAUGCUCUCUUCUUUCUCCUCCUUUUCCUCUCCAUAACCUCUGCUAUGGCGAAAGUCAUCGGAGCCCUUGAAGGUGAAAAACUAUCUCUAGCACCAACAUAGUUGGGGUUAGAGGUGUAAGCGUACACCAACAAGGGCCCUUGGUAGAUCUAGACAUGGAGAAAGUGAAAUCAAAAGCAAACGAAGGGUGACAAGAAAUCAAAAAAGGAAAAAUGGAUCUUCAACCUCACACAACCACUCGUUCUCCCGACCAGCUGUUGCAGUAAGAUGCACCACUGCUUUAAUAAAUAGAGACGAUCAAACCACCUUCUUCUUCACGAAUUUCCAAGAGACCCAUAAAGCCAAAGAUAUGUGGAACAUCUUUCAUUUGCAUGGCAAAAUCAUGGAAGUCUACAUUCCAACAAAGAUGGAUAGAAGAGGCGAAAUAUUCAGAUUUUCUAGGUUCGAGUCGAUAGCAGACCCUCAAAUUCUAUCCUUGAAGUUGGACAAAAUUUUCAUAGGAAACUAGAAGCUUGUGGUCAACACUCCAAAAUAUGAAAACAAGAAACAACCAAGCAUCUAAAUUUAACCAAAGAGGAAGAUUCUUAAGUUCCCUGAAAAACAACAGGUUACAUUGGUGUUGCAAGAAAACUCCCUCAGGGCUGAAAAGGUAAUCCCAAAAAACGCCACCAAAGUGAUAGCUUUCCCUUAGCCUUUGAAUCAGAUUAUGAGUAGCUAAGAGGACUUUAUCGAUCCUACGUUGGUAAAGUGAACAAACCAGGGGAUACCUUUUCACACAACAAAAACUAAAUCUGGAGGCCAUUUUUGGGGUAAAAGCCACUCUUUUAUGGCCUUCUUUGGUGUUGUUGGAAACCCCAGAACUGAAGGAUGUGGCAGAUUAUCUCAACAAAGAUAUAGAAUGGGUGAAUGAUUGGUUCAAAUCUAUUCUCGGAUGAAAUCCCUUAAUAAUUUUUCACAAGAGGGAGAUUUGGAUUAAGUGUCACGACAUCCCGACACAUGCAUGAUCAGAUGCUUUUUUCAACAAAAUUGAUUCUAUGUUCGAGUCCUAUCUUCACUUAGACGAAGAAAUGUUGAGCAAAACCAAGCUCGAUGUCGCAAGACUUGCGGUGAAGACCUCCUUUCAAUCUGUGAUUGAUGAAGUUCUAAAGGUCUAGAUUAAUGGCUCCCCGUAUGAGAUCAAGAUUGCUGAAGACCCCAACUUUCAUUGUGGUUCUAUUGGUAACUCCCAAUCGGACUCCAAUAGCUCUUCAAUGGUGGAUUCAGAUCUAAAAGUUGGUUUCAGGUUGGAAGAGUCUGACGGUGAUGAUGGUAUUGCAACUCCUUUCGUAGGCCUAGAGGUUUAGAAUUCAAAUUUUGAAAAUGAAUAUUCUGUUUUUCAAAAUUUUAAUUCCCAAAACCUUUUGGGCUUCUCCCUUGCCCCAUCCUUGCCCCAAAAGAAAAACCCUUUUUCUGCUAACCUGUUAACCUCUUCUUCCUCUAGCCCUACUUCGACCUAAAUCUCCUUGUCUACCGCUAUCCACCAUUUCCCUUGAACCUUUUCAUCCUAUCUCCUCCCCUGCGAAGGAUUGCCCCAUCUCUCAACCUACCCCCUCCACCCUAGCUAUCAUUCCUUCCACCUACCUUUCAACACCCAUCUUUAUCCCUUCCUCCUUAACUCCUUCUAACCUUUAACCCAGAUCCCUAUCAAAUACCAAAAAUCAUUAUAUUCGUUCCUCUGAUGGGCCAAGACCAAACAUAAUUAUUUUGCUUCGAAAAAACCCCAUUUCAAAGACACACCACAACAAUACAAACAUCAUCGUCAACUCACACAGUGAGGCCAUCAUCAAGAUUUAGAGAUCAAAUUCGCUUCAUGGAAGAGAAAGACUGUCUUCCCCAGGUCAUCUCAAGGUUGAAGCUCGACACUCCAUAAAGAUAUUUUCGUUGAAUAUUAGAGGCAUUUGGGACAAGGUCAAGCGGAAGCAAAUUCGCUCCCUGUUGUUGACACCCAAGGUGGACUAUUGUCUCCUCCAAGAGGCUAAGGCAUAAAACAUUGAUCCAAGUUUUAUUCAAGACAUUUGGGGAUUUCCACUAGGAGAAUGUAACUGAAUCUCUUCCCCUGCACAAGGCCUAUUUAGCAAAAUGGUCACAAUAUGGAGAAAAGACAUUACUGAGUUCAAAUUUGAAUUUAGAGGCAAAGGCUUUUUGGGCAUCUAUAUUCAAUGGAGCAAUUCAUGAAGGCUAUGUUUUAUUGUAAACAUUUACUCAUCCUAUGCAAUGGAAGGGAAAAGACAACUAUGGUCAAAGCUGUUCAUGAUCAAACGCAGAUUUCCAUCUGGCUCAUGGUACCUAGCGGAGGACUUCAUGCCAUUUGCAAUCAUCAUGACUUGAAAGGUACCUCAAACUAUCAUAAUUCCACUGACAUGGCUGAGUUUUCCUUAUUCAUCAACUCUAUGGACGUCAAUGAAGUAUCUUCAACUGGAAAAAGAUUUUUGUGGUUCAGCUCUGAUGGCAAAUCAAUGGGCAAGGUGACUAUGAAAAAUGGCAUAAGGAAGUGGAUUCUUCUUGGAUACUAUCUAAAUUCAAAGAUAAGUUGCGUGCAACAAAGGAGCAAAACCACUUUCAAUCAGAGGAUUGAUCAAAAGUCCAAAGAACUUGAAGAUUUGGACUCUCUCAUCAUGGAAGGAUCGACUCACAAUGGUGGCGUGACAUUCACUCUUCAAAUCCAUGGAUGAUAAACCAAAUUAAAAAGAGAAUUGGCAAUGGCUUACAAACUUGUUGUUGGGAACACCAAUGGAUAGGGGAUUCUCCUUUCAGAGAGCUUUGUGAGAUUAUACCAAGUUUCAACAAACAAAAAAGCCUUGGUAGCGGAUAUGGAACUACUAUCAAACAAGUGUCAUGGAAUUGGCAAUGGAGAAGACAACUCUUUGUUUGGGAACAUGAACUCCUAAAUGAGUUGGAAGAAAUUUUGCAGGGCGCCUGUGUUGUAUUUGUAGAACAAGACUCAUGGAUUUGGCUACUGGAUCCAAUCUCUGGCUUUUCGGUUGCAGCAACAUAUAAAUUGGUGCAAAAUGCUUUGGCACAAGAACAUAAUCCAACACAACAUGGAUCUACAUACAACAAGUUAUGGGACUGCAUGGCGCCUUCAAAGGUUACUAUUCAUGGUUUGGCGCUUACUCAACAACAGACUUCUAACUCUGGACCAGCUGCUAAAAAGGAAUAUUCAAAUUCAGGAUCAACAUUCACUAUGUUGUUUUUGUAGAAAUUGCCUAGAAACAUCCCAACACUUGUUUCUUAAAUGUGUGGAAACCUCAUCUAUUUGGUGUGCCAUUUACAAAUGGAUGGGCAUGUCAACUGUAUUACCAAAUGAUGUUGUUGCUCAUCUCUAUCAAGUCGGUUCACAGAUAAAAGGAAAAAAGGCCAAGCGUUGGAGGUGGCUAAUUUGAUUCAUAGGGUGAUGAAAAAUUUGGAAUCAAAGAAACAAUAUCAUAUUCAAAGGCCAACAGCUUGGCAAGAACAAACUAGUAGAGGAAAUCAGAAUCACAACUUGGCAAUGGGUGUUAUAUAAGAAGGAAAAUGCUGCAGGUUUUAUGUUUUCAUCAUGGUUAUAUGAUUCUAUACUUAGUUUGAGCACUCAAAACUAAGUUUUUUCGGCAGCCUUGUGAGAUGCUCUUUUGGUAUCUAAAAGUACACAAUAUUGACCCUGUACAUUAUUAAUCUUUUUGUACAGCUCC